CUUCCAGCAGCACAGAUAGUGUUUAAAGAGUGUGUGUUUUGUGAGUGGCUUCCCCCCCUGCAACACUUCCAGGAGGAUUUACGACAGCAUGUUUUCAGCUGCCCUCAAAGGAAAUUCCACAUCAUCAGGUUGUGUUCCUGACCAAAACACCUCUGAGAGUCUGGGAACUACAGAGCUGUUGAGUGGAGAGGAUCCAACCGGCUCAGAGGCUUCGCAGGUGUGUGGAUCGCUGCAAGGCAGAGGAGCCAUGAACAGACACCUGGAGAGGAGGGAGCAGUUAAAGAGAUUGUCUGUUGAUAGCAACCUACCGGAAUACAUGGACGCCAACAAAUGCAUCGACGAGCUUCUCAAGCAGCUUGAGGAUGAGCGGCGUAAUGUCCGAAGGGAAAAGCUGGCCGUGGCUCGCCUGCAGAGGGAAGUCGCACGGAGCAAGAGUGAAGGAACAAUGCGAGAAAAGCUGAUCCACGAGCUAGAGGAAGAGCGACGCCUGCGACUGGAGAGCGAGAAGCGUCUCCGGGAAGUGACGGAGGAGUCGGAGCUGGGACAGGCGCAGAUGGUUUCACUGCAGCAGCAAUUCUCCAGGAUGGAAGAGACGGUGCGGACGCUGCUGCAGAACCAGGGCGUUGUGGAGCAGACUGCUGUGGACACUGUGGACAUCAUGAAGGCCUACAAGGAUAAACUCUCAGAGGAAGUGCGGAAACAGUACGAGGGCCUGGGAGAAAAUGGCUCCCCGCCGUCGAAUCCUACGGAGCUGCAACCAAACGAUCCUGACGUCGGCCAAUCAGAGGAGGACGAAGCCAAACCCCUUCUGGAACGCCUCACGGCCCUGGAGGAGAAGAACUCUUCCUUGGCCUCGGAGAACGAGAACCAGAGAGAGCAGUAUGAACGCUGCUUAGAUGAGGUUGCCAAUCAAGUGGUACAGGCGCUUCUCACCCAAAAGGAUCUCAGGGAGGAAUGUCUGAAGCUACGGACCCGAGUCUUUGACCUGGAGCAGCAGAACCGGGCUCUGGGGGUCCUGUUCCAGCAGCGAAUCAAACCUGCUUCAGACCUGCUUCUCCAGAAACUCCACUCAAGGAUCAUGGAUCUAUCUGCUGCAGAUUUGCUUCUGGAGCCAGAAAGAAGCAAGGCCUUCCUCCUUUCCAGGAACACAGAAUCCCCCUCCAGUGAGCUCCAGUGGAAUGGAAAGUCAGGUCUCCCUUUGGCCAAGUGUCUGAGCCAGCUGUCCCUCACAGCCCCCCCUGUGUAUCCCCGCAGCAGCUGCAGCAGCAGUGAGUUGUCCCUGUCGAGUGCCUGCAGUGAAUUCUCCAGCGGCUCCUACACCUGGAAUGAUGGACGCUCCUGUGGGAAAAUGUCAUCGCUGACCUGGGAGAAGAGGCUGAGUUUGGGUUCGUCAGCUCCGAGUAAUAUCUGCACCCCUCCGGAGGAGCCCACCAGGCGCAAGGAGAGCAACAUACUUCAGGGACUGAAAAAGCUCCAGAGGAGGAAGCACCGGAGCUCCUCCGCCUCAGCCAGGGUCUCCAAGUCAGGAGACAAAGACUGCAUGAACUCCAACGAGGGCAUCUACUCCCUGGGUGUCUUGGGUGGAAAUAAGGGGGUGUCCAAUCCCACCCAUGUGGGUAGAACUUCAGCCGUUGUGGGCAAGAAUUUCUCUUUUGAUUCUGAUGACGCUGAUGACGAAUUGGCAACUUCUUGUCGAGGAGAUAACAUCCCCACUAAGGACAACUGGUUUUACUCCAAGAAGCUUUCCCGCAGCAUAUCGGACAGUUUGUGUAGUUGGGAGGGGCUGCAGGACAGUGGAGGUGGGGGUGGAGGUGGAGGUGGGGGCGAUGGUAACUCAGGUCUCUUGGCUACAAAACACCUUUCUGGCUGUGAUUCAAAAGAACGUCCCGAGAAACUCAUGAGUUUCAUUAACAGUUUUCUUCCUGAGGGACGCCCCUCAGCUUUUAAAAAACCAUCCUUGCUGCACUUCAAGCCCCCUAACCCUCAGGGUCCCAUCCCCCUCUCUGAUGUGGAUGAUCCAGAGGAACUCAGCUCGGAGUCUAGUGACAUCAGAAUGUCCUUUAGCCAGACACCAGAGCGAGCAGUGAGGGACUCAAAGAGGGAGUCAAGAGACGCUGCCAAGAUGAUCGCGCAACAGUGCCUCCGAAGAGAGCAGGGACGCACCCAAUCAGCAGACGGGAGGCCCAGGCCUUUCUGCCUAUUGAAGGAGCCCAAAGGAUCCAUGUGUACUCAGUCUGAGGAGAGCCUCUUGUCGAUAUUCGAUGCAGAAGGAGAGCCUAUUGAACUUUCUUCUCAGAGUCUCACUGCUUGUUCAGGGCCACGAAACGGCAUUCAAAGUAGCAAAAUAGUCCCCGAUUACGCAGAAGUAGUGCCGCGGGAGAGACCGACAAGGCAAAAAUCUGCCAAUGCAAGAAACUACAGUGUUCUUGAAUCUCCAGAGAAGCCAUCUGAAUAUCAAAUUAGGUCUCAAAAUACUAGCAACAGCAGGGAGGGCAGUGCAGAGAGGGAGUCGAUACACAUGACUCCACAAAGGAAACUAAUCAAACCGCUGAGCAGCCGACCUAAUAAAGGCCCUUCAAUGCCCCCCAUGAACGAUUCUGCUGCUUCCAGGUCGAGUGGGUCAAAGAUUCCCGGGCGAAACAAGCCUUUAACCUCUCCAUUGAGAUUGUUUAAGGGCUCUUCCACUGACACAAGUAUCUCAGGACCCUCAGGUCAGGAGAAAUCUCCCUCUUCUCCUGCGGUUAAAUUGUCAAGGUUUAUCAAGACACAAGGAACCUGCUCACAGAGCCCAAAGGCAGUGAACUCCAAGCUCCAAGGCAGGGCCGAAUUGAGUAAGGGCCCCUCCUCCUCCAGUUCCCCUCACCUCUCAAGGAGGCACCUGGAUUAUCUUGACAAUGGUGAGCAGCCCACCAGAGACCAACACUGUGAAACCAGCAAAAAUAAACUCAGGUCCCCUUCUCCUCCCCCGCCCCCGGGCCGCACCACCUCCUUACUGGUCAGACCAAAUUAUGAAGGGUCGCCUCAAGCACAAAAGACAUGGCUGGCUCAAACAACCACUGUGAGGGGCCCUCCCCCAAGUUACCACACCUCAAUUCUACCAAAUAUGCAAUCGACGCUACCCAUCAAGGAUAAAGACUGUUUAGACUUGGAUGCAGGCUACGGGACUGCACUUGCACCUCAGAAACUGGUCGAGAAAACCAGUCUGCACCUUCAAAAGUCCCCCGCCACCACUCAGACGCCUACUAAAGGCACUUCUAAGAGGAUGACCGCGAAAGACUACAUCCCUCCUGCAAACUCAGGGUUUGAUCCAGAAACUGAAAAUGCACCUAAAAGCUCAAAGAAUGUCCCUCCCCCUUACAGUGCCCUCAGAGGGUCCUCACUUCAGAACUCCUUUGCAAAUAAAAGAUUAUCAACCCAUGAAGGUGUCCAUCAGACAGUGCAGAAGACGUCUAUUAGUUUACCCCUAUCGCUUCAGGACACAUCCCAAGCUAAAACAGAACCCCAAAAUGGCAAAGCUAUUGUCAGCCCCCCCAGUUCGGCCAUGCUUUCCCCCAGCACGCCAGAAAAAGCCUCAAAGACUCGCAUCCCGAUGGGUUUUAAAGCAUUCAUAAAAUCUCCCCCUAGCCAUAAAAAUAGUCCCUCGAUACCAGGCAAGCAAGCAAAAGAUCAUAUCAACUCAGUCUCCAAGGAAACUGUGACUUCAAAUGCCUCUACCCAGUGUGACAGCUCGCAGCCAGUGUACAGCAUUGAUUCCCCCCCCAAGAUGUCCAUUACAGAAGUGAAAGGUGAGGUCCAGUGUAGAUUACUGGAGGACGAUGCUCAUGCUGUGUUACCAGAGGAGGGAGAGCUUUGUGAGAAAGGGAAAAGGAGUAGUCAACUUUUCUCCAGAUCCAUAUCUAUCUCUACAAAGCCUCAUUUAAAGCCGGCAUUGGGGAUGAAUGGGGCCAAAGCCCGGAGCCAGAGCUUUAGCACCAACUACAUUGAGAAACCCAACAUCAAUGUUGUAGAUGGGCCAGGAAAAACCAGAACUCAGAUAAUCACCAACUCUGGGGAAAGGGGGAACUCUUUGUCGCGGCAGAGUUCCUUGGAGGUACCGGAGAGCCCUGUCCACUCCCCAAGAUCCAGGCUCAGCCACUACGGAGGCAUGACGUCGUCAAAUAGUCAGAGCGUCCUUCCUGAGAAAACUUCCAAAUCAGAUGACGGGUCACAGGUGGAGGCGAUCACUUCACCUUCUCAAAAAGAGACACGUAGCUUACCCAUCAGUGAAAGGGUUGGUUUAAACAUCCGCAAGCCAGCGAAAGUUCAUCCACAGCCUCCAAUAGCAACUUCCCCUGAUGACCCGGACUUUAGCAGAGAUGUCAAAACUCAGACAGACUCUCCAGAUACGGAGGAGAAAAUCAGCCCAACAGCCUGUACGAUCGAAGAGAAGGUCAUGAUGGGAAUCGAGGAGAACCUGCAGAAAUGUCAAGAACAGGAGAAGGUCACUGCCAGCGAGACCAAACAGAAGACGGGCCCUUCUCUGGCAAACUGGUUCGGCCUCCGUAAGAGCAAACUACCCGCUCUGAGUGGGAAGAAAGCGGACUCCCCCAAGGGUAAGGAAGAGAAGAAGGAGUCGAAGAUCGGAUCGGUGCUCGGAGGCAAACAGAAGAAGGAUAAGAAGAAAAACGAUAACCAGCAGAGAGACUGUCAGGAGGGGGAGAACCAGUCUGAUGUGAACAACAAGCUGAGCUCCAUCAUGGACCACUGCAACAACCAGAUGGGUCAGAUCGCCUCUCAGAUCCAGUGCACCACCGCGUUCAUCGGCAAAGACCAGUUCGUGAAGGAGCUUCUCGGCAGGGCUGCUGUGAAGGGCAGCUGUGAGGCCGCAUCGCCGCCUGGGAUCUCCACCCCCAAGAAAUACAGCGAAAUGAAGGGAGAUAUGGAGAUCUGUCCAGAUACUGCUACCCUUAUAAUGACUCAGAAGAUCAAUCUGAGGGCUGGAAAUGAAGAGGGACGUAUUCCAGACACAGCUUGUCAAGACCACAUGCUAGGCUCCAGCUGUCAGAUGAGGACCCUGGACAGCGGGAUCGGUACCUUCCCCCUCCCCAAAUCUGAAUCCAGCCCCGGAGCGAUGACCUCCGGCUCCUCUGACCUGGAUCUGGACCCUCCCUCUCCUCACCCAGACCCCUCACAUCCUGAAGUGCCUUCCCUCCCAAACCCCCGCCUGCAUGCCCCCACCAGCAUGGGUCACUCCCUGUCCGAGCCCAGAGUGACCAUCGCAGCAGACCCCCAGAGCCGCCUACCCAAAUUAGCAUCUUCAGAUGCAAUAAGGGAAAAGAGGUUGAGUCUCUGUGCUCCCCUGAGUAACAUCUCCACCGAGGACAAAGAGAAGGAAACGGAGAGAAAGAUGAAGGCCAAGGACCAUGACAUGGCUGCUGAGAGAGCCCUUCAGGUGUGCACGUACUCGGGGAGCAGCAGCGACACGGAGACUGAACCGGAGGAAACGGGAAGACCCCCGCAGAGGACCCUGAUCCUCAGAUCCAAGAACAGUGACGCAGUGGACCAGAAUGAGGAGACCCUGAAGAGGAGCAGUGUGGAGAAACCCUUAUCCAUCAUGGACUUCUACCAACAUGACAUGUAUUCACACCUGGAGAAGGACACACGGAGGAUUUCCCAGUACGCCUUGCUGCACAAGGAGUCCUCCCUGGAAGCCGGAGACAGACUAAGUAAAGACAUUUCCAUGGAGAAAAUGUCCGUCGGUACGCAGCCGGACUCUCUCGAUCUCUCUUUGGAGUCCCUGAACAAACUGAACGGCAGCUUAGGCCUCCGCAGGGGGGGCUGCCAGGCCGACGGGGGGAAGAGCGGGGGGGACGGUAGCAAGCUGGAAGAGCCCUCCUCUUCCAGCUUCUCCAGUAGGCCGGGGGGGGAUCCAGUGGGCUCCCUCAGCGACUCGCUCUACGACAGCUUCUCCUCCUGCACCAGCCAGGGCUCCAACGAGGUGUAGGGCCCCCCAGGAGGAAGAUUAUUCUCAUCGAGGCCCCUCCUCUAACACCUAGGUCACUUCUGAGUGGUAGAUAUUGUGGGAAACUGAAAAAUCUCACUCGUCACCAGUUUCAAAAUCAGGAUACAUGUAUUUAUUAUCCUCUCAAGAAUGGAAGUACUCAUCACAUACAGAGCAUUUUUUACAACUAGAACAGUGUCCUUCAAAUGCUUAUAUACAAGAGAGGGAGUUAAAAAGUCCCAAGAUGGAGGGUUCAAAGCAGAUGUUUUGUUUUGAUUAGCUAAGACCCACGUCAAAAAGGAUCAUACUUGUCAUAUGUUGGGCCUUUCUUAUCAUGUGCUACUCUGAUAUUGGAAGAGUUCAUUCCCAACAGAAACCUUUAGGCAGCCAUUUUGAUUUGGCUUCACCUUUUUGGAUCGGGUCUUCAAGUUUGACUUAUUCAUGGUGAAGGACUUCAGCCCUGUCCUCUCCACAACACAAAGCACUUGAUGAACUUCUAAGCAAACACCAAACCAGGGCUUUAAAUACGUGGUGGACUGGAGAGCAAUACAAAACGUUGUGUCAUCGCAAUGUGUUUUCUUCUCAUCAUUGCACUGUAACAAAUACUGUACAGAGUUAGUAAGGAGAGACAGUUGCUGUGAUUGCAUUCCUGUUUGCUAGGGAACUACAUUCAAACCUUUUUAUUUGUUGCUGCUAAAUGUGGAAUCACAAACGAUAACCUUGGUUUCUUUUUCUUCCGUGAUGCAAUACUUUUUACAAAUCACAACAGACUUUCAUUUUUAUUUUUAAAGGUAAAAACCCGUUGCCAAUGUUGUCUUUGCGUGUUAUUUUGAGCAUCAAAUGACAUGGACAUCUUCAGUUUUAGCAGCAGUAUGUAAUCGUGUUAACUUAAGCAAAAAGCAUAUUAUGUUUUCCUUGUGGCAUAUUUCCAAAAAGAGAAGAUGUUUCAAUGUGUGCCCAGGUAAAGCAAAGAGUCAUUGUGGGUAGCUCAGGGAAAAUACAGACUCGUGUAGAUUGUAAGAAACUACAAAACCACUCGGUAAUAUUCUGCUUUUUUAGAUGUUAGAAUCCACACCGCUUAGUUUCUACACCUGAACUCGCCAAACCUCAGUUUUCCUUUCACAGCUGUACAUUACGUUGUAUAUAAAAAUGACAUAUAAGUUAAUAUCAGAAUGGGCAUUGCUGAUUGAUAUAUGCAAAUAAGAAAAGAAAAAGAUGUACAUUAUUGCCAAUCAUUCAAGGUUUCUAAGUCUACCGUUUGUAUCUUUUUCUUUAGGGGUUCUUGUUUAAAGCAAAAUCUUUAUUUUGAUCGAUAAGAGCUUAUACUAAAAUAUGUUAUCACUUUAUUUUCAAGACAUAUUUGAACUUUUAGGUGAAGUUAUGCCAAAUUUCUCUCUGGAAUUUGACCAGCUGGUGCUAAUCAACAGAGCCGACUGUGUGUUUCAAUUUUUCUAUGAAACUGUUAAUAUUGUAUGAAGAGACUUGUGUAUUUUUCUAGAUGUCCAGUAUUUAUACCCACAUUUUGUACUGUCAGACUGUAGUGUGAGUAUCAUGCUUCACCUCUCUCCUUAAAUGUUCCUUUGUAAAGAGAAAUGGUUACCAGCAGUGUUACUUUGGUAAUUAUUAUUAAUGUUAUUAUUAUUACUACCGUGUGCAAUUCUGUCUGUUACAGCAGACUUUAAUGCUAUAUUUUAUGUAACUAUUUCCUAAAUAAAUAUGAGAAACUAUUUCAAACUGA
This is a messenger RNA of Gymnodraco acuticeps, 7718 nucleotides long. Its product is annotated as nck-associated protein 5-like. Gene Ontology annotation, cellular component: microtubule plus-end. The record is from RefSeq and is a predicted model, not a curated record. NCBI's taxonomy places the organism in Eukaryota, Metazoa, Chordata, Actinopteri, Perciformes, Bathydraconidae. Gene Ontology annotation, biological process: microtubule bundle formation; microtubule depolymerization. Bases 89 to 5983 code for a protein of 1964 amino acids. The transcript has 20 exons.